Messenger RNA from Pungitius pungitius (ninespine stickleback), 995 nucleotides. It is a transcript of the gene rmdn1, whose product is annotated as regulator of microtubule dynamics 1. The transcript has 10 exons. Gene Ontology annotation, molecular function: microtubule binding. Gene Ontology annotation, cellular component: cytoplasm; spindle microtubule; mitochondrion. The coding region runs from base 66 to 986 and encodes 306 amino acids. The record is from RefSeq and is a predicted model, not a curated record. Lineage: Eukaryota; Metazoa; Chordata; Actinopteri; Perciformes; Gasterosteidae.
CUACACGUUUGCUAGUCGAUUGAAGCUUGUAGUUUCUGAUCACUGAGCGCCGGGUCUUUGACGCGAUGUUUGCUACCGUGCUGAGAAGAUGCGUGAGCGGGAAGUUACUGCCGGCACCUGCCGCAAAAGCUGUCAGAGUCCGAGGGACAAGCCACUACUCGACAACUUUAAGGAGGACCGCCGCUGCCCUGACUAGCGGACGAGCUGCAGUCCUCCUGGGGCUCCCCGCACUAUCCUGCCUGACCUUUGAAGCGUAUCACAGGGUGCAGAGUGCCAUCGUCCUCUACGCUUUAGAGAAAGAGGAGGUUUUGGAGCAGGCGGACUACCUGUACAGCUGUGCAGAGACGGAGAAGCUGUACCAGCUGCUGCUGCAGUACAAGGACAGUGACGAUGCAGAGUUCCUGUGGAGGCUGGCCCGGGCGUCUCGCGACCUGUCCGUCCAGCCCAACAUGGAGGCCGGACGGAAGAAGCAGCUGAUGUUUGACGGUUUCGAAUAUGCAAAGAAGGCCCUGGAGAAAGAUGACAAGUGCUUCGCUGCACAUAAAUGGUACGCAGUGUGUCUCAGCGACGUCGGGGAAUACGAGGGAGUCAAGACGAAAAUGGGAAAUUCCUACAUCAUCAGGGAACAUCUAGAGAGAGCUAUUGAACUCAAUCCCAAAGAUGCCACUUCCUUAUUUAUAUUGGGUUUCUGGUGCUUCUCCUUUGCCGAGCUGCCUUGGUACCAACGCAAGGUGGCGGCUGUCAUUUUUUCUUCACCACCCAACUCCACGUACGAGGAGGCUUUGGAAUUCUUCCUGAAAGCUGAAGAAGCUGAUCCAAACUUCUACAGUAAAAAUCUGCUGAUGCUCGGGAAGACCUACAUGGGCAUGAAAGACCGAGAGAGGGCGCUGCACUAUCUAACCAAAGCAAAAGAGUACCCGGCCCACACACAGGAAGAGAAAGAGGUCCACAAAGAGGCCCUUGACUUCCUGAAGAAACUAGGAUGAACCUGUGGU